Messenger RNA from Purpureocillium takamizusanense, 360 nucleotides. RefSeq lists its product as uncharacterized. The record is from RefSeq and is a predicted model, not a curated record. NCBI's taxonomy places the organism in Eukaryota, Fungi, Ascomycota, Sordariomycetes, Hypocreales, Ophiocordycipitaceae. The transcript has a single exon. Bases 1 to 360 code for a protein of 119 amino acids.
AUGCAGUCACGUUUUUUCCACCUGACGUCAAUUGAGAUGCCCUGGUCCCUCGGCGCGGCGGCGAGGUCCGACGGGUUGAGGCUGAAAGAUGCAGCAGUGCAUGGCUUGGAUCCUUGCUGCCCAUCGCCUCCAGCACGUGCCAGCCGACUGCACCGCACCCAGCGUCCCUCCCGUCGCCCUGCUCCCAGGGACGGCGACCGACCGAGAGAGGCGACAACGUCGCCGGUGUCGCUCUUCAAGGUGAGGCUCGUUGUUCUGGACGAGAUGUGGCGGAGCAGACCAACGUUGCCGAGGACCGCGCCUGCUCUGCCACCGUCAUUCGACCGCCUGGCAAAGCUUCCCGUUCCCCUUCCGUUUUGA